AUCCCUCUGCGGACCCCUGUUAAGCUCCCACUGCCGCCGCCCCUCGUGGGGAAGUUUGGGCCGUCUCCGGGCACCGCCACCAACGCCGGCUGGCCCGCCCGGGCCCGGUUCAGGGGCACUGCCGGGGCACGUUUGGCGCCAAUUCCUGAGGUUUUCUAAUGAUCUUGCUUCGCCAUGGCAACCAAUAUGGAGGUGCUGGCUCAGCAGGUAAUGGAGACUCAGCAGGUGGCUGAGGAAAUGCACCGUGGUAACAUAGUGUGAUGGUUGUAUCUUGCCACUGGAGAGAUCUCUUCAUCCCAAGAAUUUAUGAAGCUCUGUGAUUUCUUCCUAGCCGAUGAAUGUUUCUGAAGAGAUUGUGUGAGACAGUUGCGUUUUUUUGUGUAUGCAGUUGACUGUACAUAAGAUUGCAGAGUAGAGAGCAGCUUGGGAAUUCAGUAGGAAUUUUAGGAAUUCUUCCUCAUCCUCAGUCAAUUUUGAGAAGCACAGAAUAUGCUUUAGCCUUAAUGCAGAAGUACAGACUAUUCAGAAUUCACUAUCUGAUUCUCCAGUGAUGACCAGCCCUUCCCAACGUAUCCAGAUUAUUUCCACAGAUUCCUCUGUAGGCUCACCACAGCGCAUUCAGAUUGUGACUGAUCAGCAGACAGGUCAAAAAAUCCAGAUAGUGACAGCAGUGGACUCAUCUGUGUCUCCAAAGCAACAGUUUAUUUUAGCCAGUCCAGAUGGAACUGGUGCAGGAAAGGUGAUUUUGGCAGCACCUGAGACAUCUAAUGCCAAACAACUUAUCUUUACAACCGCAGACAACGUUGUGCCAGGCAGAAUUCAGAUAGUGACAGACUCUGCUUCGGUGGAACGUUUGCUGGGAAAAGCUGAUGUUCAGCGGGCCCAAGUAGUAGAAUAUUGCGUGGUCUGUGGUGAUAAAGCAUCAGGUCGUCACUAUGGUGCUGUCAGUUGUGAGGGAUGCAAAGGUUUCUUUAAAAGGAGUGUGAGGAAGAAUCUGACCUACAGUUGUCGUAGCAACCAAGACUGUAUCAUCAAUAAACACCAUCGGAAUCGCUGCCAGUUUUGUAGGCUUAAGAAAUGUCUAGAGAUGGGCAUGAAAAUGGAAUCUGUUCAAAGUGAAAGAAAACCUUUUGAUGUGCAGCGUGAAAAACCAACCAACUGUGCAGCUUCCACUGAAAAAAUAUAUAUCAGAAAAGACCUACGAAGCCCUCUAAUAGCAACUCCAACGUUUGUUGCAGAUAAAGAUGGGGCACGGUCUGCAGGUCUUCUUGAUCCAGGAAUGCUUGUGAAUAUUCAACAGCCUUUGAUCAGGGAUGAUGGUACCAUUCUCCUAGCUGCUGACUCUAAGGCUGAGACAAGCCAGGGUGCUUUAGGAACACUAGCAAAUGUUGUAACAUCUCUUGCUAACCUCAGUGACUCACUAAAUAAUGGAGAUACUUCUGAAAUUCAACAAGAAGAGCAAUCCGCCAGUGAGAUUUCACGGGCAUUUGAUACUUUGGCCAAAGCUCUCAGUACCACAGAUGGUACAGCAGUUCCUAACUUGGCAGAUGGGAUGGAUCCUACAGGAGGAGGGAAUAUUCAUGUAAUCAGUAGAGAUCAGUCAACACCAAUUAUUGAAGUGGAAGGACCCUUACUUACAGAUACACAUGUUACAUUUAAGCUGACAAUGCCCAGUCCAAUGCCAGAGUAUCUCAAUGUACACUACAUCUGUGAGUCAGCAUCACGGCUACUUUUCUUAUCUAUGCACUGGGCUAGAUCCAUACCUGCAUUUCAAGCACUUGGCCAGGAGUGUAAUACAAGCCUUGUGCGUGCCUGCUGGAAUGAGCUGUUUACCUUAGGCCUGGCACAGUGUGCACAAGUGAUGAGUCUGUCAACUAUCCUAGCAGCUAUUGUCAACCAUCUUCAGAACAGCAUACAGGAAGAUAAGCUUUCUGGAGACAGAAUAAAGCAAGUCAUGGAACACAUCUGGAAACUUCAAGAGUUCUGUAACAGCAUGGCCAAGAUUGAUAUCGAUGGAUAUGAAUAUGCAUACCUUAAAGCUAUAGUCCUCUUUAGUCCCGAUCAUCCUGGUCUGAACAGUUCAACCCAAAUAGAAAAAUUCCAGGAGAAGGCACAGAUGGAAUUACAGGACUAUGUGCAAAAAACGUAUCCAGAAGAUACUUAUAGGCUAGCCCGGAUUCUAGUUCGCCUGCCAGCACUUAGGCUGAUGAGCUCUAGCAUUACUGAGGAACUAUUUUUUACUGGUCUCAUUGGAAAUGUUCCAAUUGACAGCAUAAUCCCCUACAUUCUCAAAAUGGAAACAGCAGAAUAUAAUGGUCAAAUAACUGGCACAUCCGCAUAGGGGGAACAACACAAUUUGACGGAUCAAAGUAAUUUUCACAAAAAUGUACAAUUAAGAAGUUAAAAGAAUAGCAUUUUGGUAUGUACAAAUAUUUCCAACUUGUUACUGUUUACUAUCAGAUUUCUCUUUGUCUGUUUGCUAACACUGACAAGAUUGAAGUAGCUAUUAAAAGAGCUGCUCUGGGACCUUUUCUGCCAUAAGGAGUAUUUCUGUGCCUUUCAUUCAAAAGGCUAUAGGUUACUGAACUUACUUUUCAUGUGCUCUGUAUUUAGAAAUUAUCAGUGGUUAAAAAUAGAGUUUUUAUAAUAUCGGAGAUGAGUAAUAAGAUUUCUUCAAAAGUAAAAAUGAACAGUAUAGGUAGAUUUAAAAAUAUCCUUGGAAUUAAUAUCUAAUAAUUGCCAGGGUAUAAUACUAGCACUUUGUAAGCACUUCUUAUCAAAGCGAUAUUAUCAACAUCCUGCUUAUAAGUAGGAAGAAUGAAAAAAUUGCAUAUGUCCGUAGUAAAAAAUGCUAGUGAUUUCUGUGAAACUGUAGAAUGCUACAGGAGACAAUCAUUUAUUCCACAAAAAAUCACUUGCUUUUAUGUUAUACAUCAAAUAAUAAUGUGGAUUCUUGGAUAUCCAUGUCAUAAGGAACUAUAUUGUUAAAUUAGUGCAGUUGUUAUUAACAGCAUGAAUUGAUCAUAGUGACUGCUACCUACUACAGAAACUACCAAAACCAGGAGGAAAAAAAAAAGUUUCUUUCUACAGUAAUGGUGAAUUAUUCAGGUUCCUUAAAGUUUCUGUUCAGCUCAACAUUUAUGAUAAAUUUUAUUCUAAUAGGAGGCCUUUUGAUUGUGGAGAAUAAUCAGUCAUUAACUGGAAGAGCAGUUGUUUUGAAAUAGAGAUGCUCUUUUAGAAUGCUCUGAAUAUCUACAAAUUUGAUCCUUCUGUCUGUACUCCUGCACACUCGCUCAUCCAGAAAAACCUGUAAAACAGAACUGGCUGUCAACAAGAGUAUGUCAUAAAGCUCUCAUAACUUUUUCUGCUCCCCUUAUUAGACAAAGCACUCCCAGUUCUGCAAUGUUUUCAGCCUUCUUUUGGCUCAGUUUGAAAAUGAAGUAUAGUUGGGACUUACAAUUUUAUGUACGAUUGCAGUUAAUGACUGAUAGAAAGUGAUAAAAUGAACGACUUUUUUAAUAGCCCAGAGUGAUGAGCCAUCAACAUGCUUUCUUGUACUGGUCAUUACCUGCUAGCUUUUAGUUUAGUAUAAUUUAUUAUUUUAUUAUUAUUGACAUUGAGUAUUUUAAACAAAGUGUUUUGUUUCUUAAAAAAAAAAACAAAAAAAAACCAUGGUGGUGAAGACCUUCAUCUGAUCCUGGCAUGUUAGAUGCAUCAAUUAGUUUAAUUAUUUGUAUAAUAGAGAUGUUCUCUAUUGGCAUAAUUUUAUGUGACAAAAAUCUAAUUCAGCACUUUUUUUUUUUUUCUUCCAGUAGUGACGCUUAUUCAGGAACACCAACCAGAUUGGUGUUUUUGUCUUUUAAGUCUGAGUUGUAGCAAAGACCUGAAGCAGGUCUACAUAAAGCUUCUGAUGUAAUAAAAAGUUCUGAUCUGGUAUACUUGCUUCUCAUUAGAAGACUCACAUUUGUACAACUCAUUAUGACGUGAGUGUUACAUGACUACAAAGGCUAUGUAAUUUUAGUUUCUGGAUGCAUUAAGAUCUUGUACAGUCACCAUUGUUAGAACAUUCAUGUUCUCUAAAGGGUUUAACAAGAAGUCCAGUAUACAUGUGGAGAUCUGUAAUAUUGCACUUACUUCUCUCUUAGCUUUUGCUGUAUUGAAUGAAAUUGUAUUUUUAAUGUGGUAGAAGGCCUGCAUUCUGAACCUUAAGUCAACUGGAAUGCAAGACUGUACUAGUUGUUACAUUGCAGUAUGACUUAGUGUGAUUCUGUCAGCACACCUGGUGCAGAGUCCCUAUUUUGAAGGUAGGAGAACUAAAAGUAGGAGCUUUAUCAACAACAAAAGUAGUACUUACCUUGGAAAACUUUGUGGCUGGUUUUGUUAAAACUCUAAAUUUUAUGGCAUUAUGUCAUUGUUCUAAAUGUGGUAUGCAUUCAAUUUGUGAUGUUUUUCAUUGAAAAAAAAAAUUCCUCCAAUAUUUUGUAAAAUUCAUUUAAGCAACUAAGUAGGUAUUGUUAAGGAGAAAUGAAAUAUUCCUGAUCACAGAAGCUAGACAUAGGAUUUUACUUUUCAAAUUUGAAUAUGCACCUGAUAGCUUUUCAUGUCAAGAAUCAUUUUCACUUCCGUUUUUCAAGUAAAAGGGUCCCAUUUUCAGUGCAGAAAUUUGUUUUCCUCAUUUCUCCUACUCAGACUGUGACCGUAGUUGUCCAGGGAACAAAAUAAAGCCCACUGUAAGUUUUUUGGGGGGUACAGGAGGGUCAUAUGAAGUAAAACUUAGUAUAUGCAUUUGUAAAUCAUAACAGUAAAUACCAUGCAGCUCUGUUUACAUAUAAACUACAGAACCCAAAAAAUACAAGGCCACAUAAUAUCCUCAAUACAUCUCCAUUAUUGCCUAACUUUGCAAAUAGUUCCUUGGACUUUUAACAAUAUUUUACCUAGGAUAAAAAACUAAUGUGUGCAAAUUAAGUUAACCACAGUGCAACCCAUAUCUAGGGCUUAAAUAAUGAAGCAGUUCCAUAGUUUAGGUUAUAUCAGUCUUAAAAGCCUUUCUUUGUUUACCAUCAUCAGCAUGACUGGCUGUCUUGCAUUAGUCACAACCAUUAUAUAUCAGUCCUUUUUGCUAUUAAUGAAAAAUGUACUUUCCCUAACUAUACACUAAUUUGAUUCUGAGCCUAACAGCUGGCAUUCUGGAAGUUUGGACAGCAGAUAGUAAGUAGAUCCUUCAGCUUAAAUAUUCAGAGUCUAAACUGUUUUGUAUAUUUGGGUGCUAACUGUAAAUACUAAAGUAGUUGUGAUAAAUAACCUAACACUUCUUUCCCACGUGCUGCUGAAGGGCUGUUACAAAAAUGAGUCAAAGGUUUGGCAUGUGAAUGAGCCACUGAAAGCAAUUGCUGCCAUAUGAAACCAUAUUCUCCAGUGGGAAUAGGACUCCUUUGCACUAAAUUUCAAGUGUUAUCUGGCAGCAAAGCUAUUUUAGUUCAUUCAAAGAAAUGUUUUUCUUUCCUCUACCUGUCCACUAAUAUAAGCUAGAUGUUCUAAAGAUGCAGAACUGACAGAGAGAUUCUUUCUGCCAACAGUGAAGGUGUUCCUUGCUAGCAACCUCAGGAGACACAGGAAAUAAGGAAAAUAGAGCAGAUACAAUUUUUAUGAGAUCCAUGUUUAUCAUUUUUCACUUUAUAGUGAUUGAGUUUUCAGGCCAGUCUAACAUAAUGAAGGCAGAAGAGCAGACAUGGUACAGCUGCAAGCUUAAGAGAAUUUUAAACUCAUUACCUAGUUUGCAGCUAAGCUGCAUCAUAAAUUCUGAUCCCUUAUAAUCCAUCUGUUAAAUUAGGAGAAAAACAUUGGUACUGCAAAAAGUACUACAACGCUAAUGUAGUUAGUGUCAUUUCUGAGUUUGCCAGUGAGUGGAAAGCAGUCACAGACUGAUGUUAUUAACUUGUCUUUUAAAUGAGUUUCACUUCGUUUCUUUUUUGCAAGUGCAGCCUUUUGCUUGUGAAUAGGGAACAGGAUUUUUUUUUUUUACAUUAUUGUAAAAUUCCUGAAAAAUGAUUUCUUGACUUUUAAGUAUUGAAAUAAGUCAUUUUCAUAUAGGCCUAAUAAAGGCCAAAAUUGUUUACAGAACUAGACUCAAAAAGGAUCACAGUUCAGAGGUAGUUCUAAGAAAACUGUCAUCUCUCUGAAGCUUGACUUAGUGCCUAAAAUAUACUCUUCAAAAUCUUCCACAUCCUGUUUCUGCUGCUCGUGAAAUGAAAAUAAUAUAACUUGGUGGAAAAAUAGCAAUGAAGUAUCCGAUUAGAUGGAACAGAACUUGUUUAUGUGCAUAUAUUGGUAAUAAUUCAUUCAGAAAAUCGUUAGAAUUCUGAACUGACUAAGACUGGUAUGUACAGGGAGUGCUAAUAAGGCAGUAAUAUCCAUGGUCUGUGCACUUUGUUUCCUAAUUCUUGAGAGGAAUGGAUUUAGAUCUUGUAGAUGAAAAAGAACAAUGACAGAUGACAGUAGUAUUUGGAGUUAGCUUUGAGAUGAUUAUUUUUAUUGCAAUUGUGAGAAAGACAGAAAGGCAUUCUAAUUUACAUACAUUGGAUUAAUGAGAUUCAGUACAAGGCCGCCUGCAUAAGUCACUUUUCUCUGCCUAUCUACACUUCUUAGAAAUGAAAUACAGUGCUUUUAGUGCAGGUGGAGAUAUUCUGCUGUGAAACAGGUGGGGAGGAAAAAAAAAAAAAAAGAAAAAAAGGAAAAAAUAAUCUCCAGGAAUUUUAAGUGAGAUCCUUGGAAGUGUACAAGACUCUAUUUUAGCUGCCUUGAACUCACUGAAUCACAGAAUUGUGGGGAGCUGGAUGGGGUCUCUGAAGAUCAUGUAGUUCAACUCCCAGCUAAAGCAGGUUCCCCAAAGGAGAUUACAAAAUGUUAAUUAAGAAGGCUCAGAUUUCAUAGCACUCUGAGACAUGGAAGUAUUGUUUGUCUUUGUUGAUUACUUGGUAUCAUUUACAAAGGGAUUUUUUUAAACCAUCAUUUUGAAGCACUUGGCCCUCAGGGCAGCAAUAAUGUAAAUAGCACUGACUCAAGGUUUCUGUACUGAAAACAGCUGUCUCUGCAUUCUCUUUAUGCCUUCAGCAGAAGGCAUAUUUUGCAGUGUGAUUGGGAAAAUAAGCCAGGACCAAGAUUUCCAGGUCAAACCAGUCUCCUGAGUUUAUCUUCUUUGAUAGAGACUUUAAGACACCUUAGUAUUUUCAUUGUUAUAUAUAAUACAAAGCAUUUUUCACUGAUUUCUGAAUUUCACUGAGGAUGAUGGAGAUGCCAGUGUGUUUCCCCAGCCAUUAAAAUUAAGAGGUAGCCAGAAAAGGGGAACUUAGCAGGUUCAGAAUUCUACCAAAGAAGUAGUGAUCAAACCUGCUUUCUGCAAUAACAGUACUGAUGAGGGAGACCUGUUUGAACUGGGUGAUGGGAGUGGUAGAACUGGUGGCUCAAUCUAACGUACACUUCUAGCAAGUGUUUUAGCCAACUAAACUCUGUGAGUUAUGAUAGUAUAAUUGUCCAGUUCCACAGCAUUUAAGGUGCUUAUAAAGUAAAAAUGAAACUCAGUGUAGCCUAUAAAUGAUGUGAGUGCCCAGCUAUCAGUUCUAUGAACACUGCUUAGUGAGGAGAGGACAGGUACACCAGUAAAUACCUGUAAGAUCAAAUUCCCCAGGCAAAAAAUAAAUAUAUAUAUAUAUAUAUAUGUAUAUUGUUUUUCUAUAUGAAACCUUUUUCCUCUCCUUCACUUAUUCUUUAGAGCACAAAAACAGGGUAGGUUGGUUCUUUUCAACUCUGCUCUUGCCACAUAAUUGAAGGAGCAGAAAUAACACAUGAACGAGUUCCCCAUCGUCCCAGUUGUAUGGCAAGAGUGGUAAACAACAGAUGUGGUGACAGUUUGCCCUGAUGAUAAAUAUGAGCCUGUUGUGGCAGCAGCACACAACAUCUUUAAACCCAAUACCUCAAUUUAUCCAGGUAGAAUUAGCAAUGUGAAGCCAUGUUCAGCCCAAAGGAGAAAAAGGGUGGAGAAAGGUCAAAUUGUCAGCAUCUGCUGCAUCUUGAGUGUCAGAAAAUGAUUUUUAAACUGGCUUUGUAUGAAAAUUACUGAGAAGGCAUGGUAAAGGGCAGUGUAAGUGGAAAAUGCUUCUUGCACUUUUUGGUUCUAAGGUUGCUGAGUUAUUUUAUCAGAAAGUCUCCUAAAUUAAACUCAGGCUUAUUGUUCGACUGAAAAUGCUAUAAACCCUCUUGUUUGACAAUGAUACAAUCCUGCAUUUGCUCCAAUUAAAAUUAUCAACAUUAUAUGGGAAAUUACGUGUGCAAAAAUAUUGUGUAUACCAAAGGUGCAAGUUAGAACUUUUAAGAAUUUUACUUUAAGUCUAAAUAUUAGACUAGAAAAACAUCCAGCCCCAAAAAUUACCUUGAGUUGUUUUUUGUGUGAAUCCUAAGUUCAUCACAAAUAAUGUUUUCAUAAUGUUCCAUAACUCCUAUAGCCCUUUUUAUUUUCUGAGUUGCAUGAAUGCUUUGAAAAUAGGAAAAUGGCUUAUUCUUAAAUUCAUGCUCUUCUUCCUCCCCCCCCCCCCCCCUUUUUUAAGUGAAUUUGAUAUUUUUACAAAUCUUUACUUUGUGCCUCCCACCAUUGUAUGUUUCUGCAUGUCCAAUACUAAAACUCACUCAAACAGCUAAUGCCUAUGUACAUAGUGUAUGUGUAUGAAUGUAUAUGUGUUUAUAAGUCUAAAUAUAUUAUGUACAGUGUAUAUAUAGUGUGUAGUGUAUGUAAAUAUGUACAUAUAUGUAGCUAAAUAUUCCUGAUGUUCUUUGUUAAAACUUCGCAUUUGUUUUCUAAUUCAGAGCUACUUAAUUUUCAUUUCUUAGCCCAAACUAAGCCUGGCUUAAAGCAGGUGAACACCCAUGAAUUUCAGAGCUUUGCCCUUUUAUCUAACCCCAGCUUGAGUUUGGUAUUUUCUCUUCAAUACUCACAAAUACAUUCAGUGAAGCUUCUAGCUUUUUCAUUAUUCCCUUCACCUUCUCUCAUUUGGUGGGUGGAGUGAGCCAGUAGAGUUGGUAGAGCCUGAAAUAUCUGUUAAAAAUAAAUGUUUAAAAAAAAAACAACACCAAACACUACAGUCAUACUUCCAUAUUUUCAAUAUAUACUUAUUCUCUUUCGGACUUCUGAGACUGCUUUUUUGUAAAGUUUUAUUCCACAGUGAAACAUUGUAAGGGUUUUAAGUCUUCAGCUGUAGUUAAUUGGAAGAGAACAGUGUUUCCCUGCAUCACUGAACAGUAGCACUCAGAAUAGCAUGCAGCUGAUGCCAUUUAAAAACGUAAUACCGAACAAAACCAAGUUUGUUGUUUAUUACUAAAGCUGUUAUCUGUUUUCAAGUUCUAUCCUUUUCUGAAACUGCACUCUGUGCAGAUCUUGCAGUGUGUGAAGUCUCCAUUAACAGUGGGAACUGGGCACACCAAGCAUUUGUGAAAUUAGACUUGAACAAAGUCUGUUAUGCAUAGGGAAUGUUCAGAUAUCUAAAUUAUCAAAAUACAGGACGUUCUUGUUCAUUUUCCCUUCUGAUGACUUGAAGGUAUGUGAGUAAGCCUGUAGAAGUAAUGAUAUUAACUUUUUUUUAAGGCAUUUUUACAGACUGUCUAGGGGAGUAGUUUAAGCAUGUCUCUUGUAUUAAAGGUGAAGUGGAAUUUUCUGGGCAUUUACCUUAUAGACUCAAUGUUGUGAGGACUUGUGCGCAUUUAACUUUGAGCAGAUGGGCAGACACCAAUAAAAAUACAGUGAGUUUCUUGCAUGCUUAAAGUAAAGCACAAGUCUCUUUCAGAGUCAGGCUGUGUGUGUAAAAUCUUUGCUAUGAAGAAUGCUAGGAAUGAUCUCUUGUUUCUUGCUAUAUUGUUUAGUAAGCAUUUGUUUGUAAGCUCUUGUUUUAAAUAUAGAACUUGUAAAGCAUCCAUGUUUGAUGUUUCAAGUCCUAUUUGUGAGAUCUUCAGCAGGAAAAUUAUUUAAAUUAAUGGCAGGAAUUCCUGCAACAGAUGGUCCUUCAUUGGUGUCAUGACAAUCAGUGUGGUCUGUAUAAUGCUUCCUUUCCUCUUUAAAGGCUGAAUGGAAACUUGAAUGUCUCUUAAUUAAUGUCAUUGUAAAGUUUUAAAGGUUAGGAAAUGGACUGCUGAGGUAUUGAUGUGAACUGAAUCUAUUUAAACAUUCAAUUGUGAAUUUGUUUUAUACACAUGUUUGAAUUGUUUUAUUCUGAAGAACAAAAUGUGCUCAGAUUUAAGUGACAGUAAAGCAGAUGUUGUAAUAUUCUACAGGAACUGUGGAAUGUGUAAUCGGCUUUCUGUAUUUGAUCACAGAAAACAAAAGUCUAAGAAGCACACGUUGCCAGGUAUCCAGCACUCCUGAAUGAUUGGCAUCUUGUACAUUUUUUAAUGAUCUUAAGUAAACAGUAAUGAAGCACAGAUCCAUUUUAAGGUAUUUUCUACAAUUGUGGAUUAGAAGUAAUAUAAUUCAUGAAUUAAGAGUAUAUUUAAGAAAAAAACAUGUUGCUUACAUAGCAUAUGUUUCAUCAUAAAUGAAGUUAAGAUAAAAAUGUGGGAAUGUUCUUCAAUUAAUCUGUACUCCAAAACAUUUGCAGCCAGUGUUCGAGCAGUUCUUGUAACUGAGGAACUGUGCAUUGCAUCCGUGUUGUAUCCACGUGGCCUAUCAGACAGUACUGGGCGCCUGCCAAAAUAGCUCGUUUUUAUAAAAGGAAUAAUCUGCUUUUAAUUCUUUGGGAUACUUUUUGGAAAUCUGCUUACUACCCUUAGAAAAGUAUCAUUUGUGCUAUUAGAUUUCAAAUUCAGGUUUAAAUAUCACAGACAUUACUCAUUUCUCACAGCUUUUGUGAAAUCAUCAUUGUAUGUGUGAUAGCCUAUAAAAAUAAUAGCAUGGUCUUUUUUUUUUAAUAUGAAUUUUAUACCUAAUCAGCAUCUUCAGUUCAUGAAGAGGAAUUUGCAUUGUUGUGUUUAUAUAGAGUAUUGCAGUGCAUGGUUUAGCUUAUGCAUUUUAUUAAAUGCUGUUUAAGUGUGGCUUUAUAUUGUUGUGGCUUAGUACUACUACCUAAGUGAGAUUUAUACUAUUAAAGUGAAUUACAAAUAUAAA
This is a messenger RNA of Gallus gallus (chicken), 11143 nucleotides long. It is a transcript of the gene NR2C2, whose product is annotated as nuclear receptor subfamily 2 group C member 2. The transcript has 17 exons. Gene Ontology annotation, molecular function: RNA polymerase II cis-regulatory region sequence-specific DNA binding; zinc ion binding; nuclear receptor activity. Gene Ontology annotation, biological process: positive regulation of transcription by RNA polymerase II; cell differentiation; anatomical structure development. Bases 551 to 2341 code for a protein of 596 amino acids. NCBI's taxonomy places the organism in Eukaryota, Metazoa, Chordata, Aves, Galliformes, Phasianidae. The record is from RefSeq and is a predicted model, not a curated record.